AUGGCCGCGGCUCCAGAUGACGACUUCCCUCCGCUAGUUGCGCAAGAGGCUGCAGCGCCAUCCGAGCUCCCCCACCCGAAACCCGCGUGGGGAGCGCCCCGCGCAGUGUCCCUGCGCGAAUCCCUCCGCGAAUCUGCGGAAGCGGAUCAAGGCGGAUCCGGGAGCUCCGCCGCUUUCUCUAACGGAGCCAAUGCGGUCUCGAGCGGAGCUGACGUGGCAUCAAGCGGGAAACUUGCCAGCGGGUCUAGCGCGGACGCUGCCCCGCGCGGGCAGAUACAUUCCGCGUCCGGCGCCGCCGCUUCUGGAGCGGUUCAGUGUCUUGUAGUGGACGCGAAUGUUCUUAUAUCGGGGACGGCCUCGUUACAGAAAUUUGCCAGCGAGGCAGAGAUUGUGACUGUACGCGAGGUGCUGGCGGAGGUUCGGGAUCGCACCGCGCGGCAGCAGCUGUCCGUUCUCCCCUUCGAUAUCAAAUGUCGAGAGCCCAGUGAUGAGGCGAUUAAGGAGGUACUCCGCUUCGCGCGCGCCACGGGUGACGUGGGCACUCUCUCCGCCGUCGAUUCCAAGCUGCUGGCGCUCGCAGUGACAGAGGAGAUCCGAUCUCACGGCCGCGCGAAUCUCCGCGCCGCCCCCGCCCGCCCGGUGUUUCAGAAGAGGACAAGCGUCGCGAUGCGCCAGGCGCUGCCCGGGUGGGGCGCGGAAAACGUGGCGAAUCCGGACGAGUGGGCGGGGAUCGAUGCAGUGGCGGACGAUGGGGGGAGGGGGAAGGGGAAGGGGAAGGGAGUAGGUGGAUCGCGGAUAUUAGGGGUGAGGGCUUUGGCGGAGGAGGAUGAGAACGCGGAAAGGGAAGAAGGGCGGGAGGAGGCGGGGGAGGGGAAGGCGGGUGAGGAGACGGGUGGUGGGGAGGCGGAGACUGGGGGGAACGGGGGCGCGGAGAGUGUGGAGGCGGAGCUUCAGCAGAUGCACUUGGGGGAAAAUGGGGGAGCGGGGGAAGCGGGGGAAGGGGGGGAAGAUGGUGCGCGGAAGGGCGGAGCAGGUGGGGAAGCGGAUCAGGCGGGGGAGAUGCCCGGGUGGGGGACAGUUGGCGGGGGAAGGGGGAGAGGCGGGGGAAGAGGGCGGGGAGGACGCAGAUGGGUGCCUCGGGAAAUAAAGCCGUUAGUAGCUGAAGAGCGGUUCGAGGGGAAACUAGUAGUGGCUGGGGUAGACGCUUCUAAGCGAGGAGAGCCUGCUGACGUGGCGGGAGGGCAUGCUGACUCAGCAGGGCGAACAGCAGGAGAGGAGGGAGAGGGAGAAGGCGGGGAGGGAGAGGGGGGAGCAGGUGAGGAGGAGGGGGAGUGGGAGGCGGCAAGGGGGAAGAGCGGGCGGCGGAAGUGGAAGCGCAGGGCGGGGAAGCGCGCAGCCAUGGAGGAGCUGGCGCGGAUUGCGCAGGAGCAGGCGGAGCGCGCAGCCGCGCUGGCGGGGGGGACGCCAGCGAUGGGGGGAAAGGCGUCUGCGCUGGCGGGGGGAACGCCCGCGAUGGGGGGUGAUGGUGGCGGGGAGGAGGGGAAGGCAGUGGCCCUGAUGACGUCAGACUACGCCAUGCAGAACGUGGCACUGCAGAUGGGCCUGCGCCUGCUCUCCGCCCAAUCAGGGAUGCGCAUCGCCCAGGUGCACAGGUGGGUGCAGCGCUGCUCUGCCUGCUCUGCGGUAACACCCGACAUGACACGUGUCUUCUGUCCUGACUGCGGAAAUGGCACCACACUCAACAAGGUGACAGUGACGGUGGGAGUGGAUGGCGUGGUGCAUGCAGGUGUGCGCAAGAGGCACAACAUUCGAGGCAGCAAGUUCUCCCUGCCGAUGCCAAAAGGAGGCAGGGCAGGAGCGGCCAAGGACCCUGUUCUCAGAGAAGACCAACUUCUUCCCAAAAACGGAAGGAGGCGAUUCACCAAGAAGAAAGGAAAACCCACUGACGUGCUGGCACCGGACUUUGUGACGUUCUUUGAUGAGGUGGGCGAGGGCAAGGCCGGGGGAGGCGGGGCUGUGAACAGCAGGGCAGUGGUGGCGACGAUUGCAGCGGGAGGGGAUACGAGGAGGAUGGCUGUUGCUUUGGGGUUGAAGAUCAACCCGAACAGGGUGAAGAGGGGCGGGAAGAAGUGA
Messenger RNA from Closterium sp. Yama58-4, 2133 nucleotides. Lineage: Eukaryota; Viridiplantae; Streptophyta; Zygnematophyceae; Desmidiales; Closteriaceae. The record is from the annotation of a GenBank genome assembly.